Molecule: messenger RNA, 2685 nt
Organism: Elaeis guineensis (African oil palm)
Lineage: Eukaryota; Viridiplantae; Streptophyta; Magnoliopsida; Arecales; Arecaceae
Source: RefSeq, a predicted model, not a curated record
GUCCAUCCAAAAGUCACUAAAACCCUAUCUCCACCGUCUUCCCCAAAUCCUCACCCUUUCAACCGGAAACCUACCCCUCUUGCCCUCGAAGCUUCACCGGAUGGCGGAUUCCGACGCAGCGGCAUCGCCAGUGGCGGCGGUUGAAGAACCGGUGAAGGGAGCGGAGGCUUUCCAGGACGACGCCGCGGGCACCGUGGAAUCAUCCGAGUCCAGCGAGAUCGUGCCCGCCGCUCUGGAUCACAAGAGGAAGCUGGGAGAUCUGGAGCCCCACGAUGACGAAGAGGCCCCACUCAAGAAGAAGGAGGUCGCCACCGACGGCCCGGCGCCUGACGCCUUUGAGUCGGAGCCAGAGGCGAAGGAGAUCGCUGCCGUCGCCGGAGAUGCUGAGCUGCUCCGCCUGGAGGGAGAGAUCGACGGCUCAGGAAUGCUAACGAUCGAGAUUCCUGCUACAGUGCCUGAAGAGGUGAAAUCGGAUGACAUGCGGGACCCUGAACCAAAGCCAGAAAAGAUUGAUGCCGAGAAACUGCGCCCGGAUGAAGGAACUAAUGGAUUGGCUGCUGAUGGAGGCCAUGAAGUGCAGAAAUCAGAGGCUUCAUCAAUGAAUGGUCAACUUUCUUCAGCUCAAAAUGUUCAGCAGGUCCCUGCAGAGAAUCUUGAGCACCCUACUUCUGAGGUUUCACAGCAGGGUAGUCUUCCCUCAGCAGGACAACCGCAUUCUGUUGAGCUGACUACUACGUCUCGUAUGAUUCAAGUUCCUAACAGCAAGGUUGGUGUUCUUAUUGGUAAAGCUGGGGAUACAAUCAGGUACUUGCAAAUUAAUUCAGGGGCUAAAAUUCAAAUCACAAGAGAUGCUGAUGCUGAUCCGCGCUCCUCUAGUCGGCCUGUGGAACUGAUUGGAUCUCUUGAAAAUAUCAACAAGGCAGACCAACUAAUUAAGGAUGUCAUAGCAGAGGCUGAUGCAGGGGGUUCCCCAUCACUUGUAGCUAGGGGUUUUAGUACUGUACAUUCUGGCAGUGAACAAACUGAAAUAAAAGUUCCAAAUGAAAAGGUGGGGUUGAUCAUAGGGAAGGGUGGUGAGACAAUUAAGAACCUACAGACCAGAUCUGGUGCUCGCAUUCAGUUGAUCCCGCAACAUCUACCUGAAGGUGAUUCAUCCAAGGAAAGGACCGUGCGUAUAACUGGAAACAAAAAGCUAAUUGAAUCUGCCAAAGAAAUGAUCAAGGAAGUUAUGAAUCAGGCUCCUACAAGGCCUUCACCUCUCUCGCAAGAUGUUCGUCCCCAUGGGCCUACAACAGCACACCAGUGGGGCCGUCAAGCAACAGUAUCUGCACGACCAACCAUGGGCUAUGAUUACCAACAAAGAGGUACAUAUCCACCACCUCAGACAACACAAUAUCCUCAACCAUAUGGCGGCUACUCACAGCAGCCCCCUUCGAGAGGUGGCUAUAGUGCAGGCUGGGAUCAGAGGCCAGCAGCUCCCGCUCAGAGCACACAUCCUAGUGGUGGCUAUGACUACUAUGGUCAACGUGGCCAGGCAACUGAAAACCUACCAUCUAACCCAAUUCCUAACCCUUCUCUGACAUCAACCCCAGUUCCCGUGAACUAUAACUAUGGUCAGUCUCAAGCUUCAGCUUAUGGACAACCAACACCGUAUGCACAGUCUGCCCCUCCACAGCAGAACUAUGGCCAUGGCUAUAACGAGCCAAAGUAUGAUAACCAAGCACCUAGCCAGCAGUUUUAUGGGCAACAGCCACUGAACUCACAACCAGGUGUCUAUGGACAACAAGCAAGCGUACCACAGCCAGGCUAUGGUCAACAACAGACUUACGGCAAGCCCUCUUAUGGUGCUGCACCACCGCAAGAAAUGACUCCUUCUUAUGGGCCACCCAGAGCAAGUCAGCCAGGUGAUCCGAUGUAUCAGGGUCCUGCUCCAUCCUAUGGGUCAAGUGCAUCCGCCCAACCAUAUCCAUAUGGUUCAAGUGUACCUCCUCAGCAGGCAGCACCUGGUUAUAAUCAGAGUUAUGGAGGACCUACAUCAGGUGCUGUGGAUGGGUAUGCACAACUGCCAUCAGCUGGUUAUCCUCAGCACGGUGGUCCAGCUGCUCCUGGCUAUGGUGGACAGCCAGCGCCUGCUUACGCUCAACCAAGCUCCCAAUCUGGUGGGUACGGCCAGUACCCAUCAUCCCAACAAGGCUAUGGUGAACCGAUCUCCAGCAAUGUGAAUUAUGGGUAUCAUAGUGGGCCGGCUGAUGCAGGUCAUGGCAAUACCGUCCCAACUUCAGGAUAUGGUGCAUCACUGCCAGCAAGCGGUCAGCCAGGGUAUGCUCAGGCACCGCCAACCCCAUUGGGCUACUAUGAACAGUCUGCUCCCCCGCAGUCUGGUUUUGGUGGUCAUCCGGGCACCGCCCCAGUUGGUUAUGCGAAGAGUGUCUCUCCACAGCCUGGCUAUGGAGGCCAGUAAGAUUCUGCUCGAAUGCAUGCUCAUCAUUGAUGCCAUUACUUUUACCGUUUUGAGAGCUUUAGAUAUAAUUUUCUUAGGACAUGGAAGGUUAUGUCAUGCUAGAUUUUCAUUUGAGGUAAUUACAUUUCAGAAUUUGGGCUCUGCAACCAAAUCUGUCAGACUGUUGUUUGACACAUGAGGUGCUUAUAAAUGGAUUAGUUUAGUUACAUAAUUUUAAUCCUUAA